This is a messenger RNA of Adineta ricciae, 1368 nucleotides long. NCBI's taxonomy places the organism in Eukaryota, Metazoa, Rotifera, Eurotatoria, Adinetida, Adinetidae. The record is from the annotation of a GenBank genome assembly.
AUGAUUCCGAACGAACAUUCCAAGGAAUAUCAGUCGGCUACUACAACUUAUUCGAAAUGCACUCGACUUCGAACUCCAUACUCACCUUACGUCACUGGUUUUGAUCAAAUUUACAAUCAGUCUUAUCAAGGAGAAGGAACUUUAACGAAUCCGUAUGCGGUUGACUGGCUGUCAGAUGAUCCUGAAAAUCCUCAAACUUGGAAUACAAUUUACAAGUGUUUCUUAACUGCCUUCGUUUCUAUUACUGCUAUGGGCGUCACGUUUUGUUCGUCUAUAUUCAUUAGUGAAUACAAUACUCUCAAAAAAGAAUUUCAACCAUCUCAAGAGGUUCUAACUCUUGGAAUCUCGCUCUUUGUUGUCGGUUUUGCUCUAGGUCCACUUCUUUGGGCCUCGCUUUCUGAAAUGUUCGGUCGACGUAUCAUUUUUAUUAUCACAUAUGUGGCUCUGACUGUUUUCAAUGCUAGUACGGCUGCUUCACGUAACAUUUGGACUAUUCUCAUUCUCCGUUUCUUUGCUGGUGCUUUUGGUUCCUCACCACUUGCUAACAAAAAUAACUCUAAUAUACAUUUACAGGCAGGAGGAACAAUUGCUGAUCUAUUCUCUGUUCGCCAUCGUGGUACGGCCUUAACAUUUUAUGCGGCUAUGCCUUUCUUGGGUCCUAUUCUUGGACCUAUUGUUGGCGGCUAUGCUAGUUCUGCGAUUGAUUGGAGAUGGAUACAAGGACUUAUGGCUAUUUUCACUGGUAUACUUGCACUGAUAGGAAUUGUGUUCCUUUCGGAAACCUACGCACCCUUUCUUCUUCGUUUGCGAGCUGAGAAAUUAUCUCGUAUGACAGGAUUAGUAUACCGCUCGAAGUUUGAAGUGAAGAAUCAAGUCAUUUUUCGUCGUCUACUAAAGAUAUCUCUUUCUCGGCCUUGGAUAUUUCUUAUUCGUGAGCCAAUAGUCUCUCUCCUCUCUUUGUACAUGGCCUUAAUUUAUGGUAUUCUCUACAUGUUUGUUAGCGCAUUUCCAAUAGUAUACGGUGAAGAAAGAGGAUGGACAUCUGGUAGUGUCGGUCUUUCAUUUCUUGGUAUGGCAAUCGGUGUUAUUGUAGCUGUAGUGUACUGUAUUUUGGAUAAUCGCCGAUAUAUCAAACUAUCACAAGCUAAUGUAAGUCACCAAGUACCACCUGAAACUCGUCUUCCUCCAGCAAUUGUUGGUGCCGUUGCUCUGCCUGUUAGUUUGUUCUGGUUCGCCUGGACCAACUAUCCGUCGAUGCAUUUCAUUAUUUCGACUUCGGCAUGUGUACCUUUUGGUUUUGGAAUAGUAUUAGUGUUUGUAGCUAUAAUUAAUUAUUUGGUAGAUUCAUAUAUGAUUUAUNGCGAGUAA